Budorcas taxicolor (takin) is the source of this 1074-nucleotide messenger RNA. RefSeq names its product heat shock transcription factor, X-linked member 3-like. Bases 1 to 1074 code for a protein of 357 amino acids. Gene Ontology annotation, biological process: regulation of DNA-templated transcription. The record is from RefSeq and is a predicted model, not a curated record. Lineage: Eukaryota; Metazoa; Chordata; Mammalia; Artiodactyla; Bovidae. The transcript has 2 exons. Gene Ontology annotation, molecular function: sequence-specific DNA binding; DNA-binding transcription factor activity.
AUGGCUAGUCAGAGUUCCCAUGAGGCACGGGCAGCCCUGCUGAUCCUAUCAGCUGACGGGGAGCCUGCAGCAGGGGACACCCAUGAUUCCUCCCCAGAUCCAAACCUGGAUUCAGCAGAGGCUUUGGAGAAGCAGGGUGACCAGCCCAAGAGCCCAGAUCCAGGCCUCCGUGACAAUCCACCCCCACAGGUCCCGAACCCAGAAAUGGCCAACGAAGAGAACAAUGCCGUCCUUGCGCUGUCCUUCCCCAGGAAGCUCUGGAGGAUUGUGGAGGAUGCGGCCUUCACCUCUGUGCACUGGAACGAUGAGGGAGAUACAGUGGUCAUCGAGGCAGAUCUCUUCCAGAUGGAGGUACUCCAGCGCAGAGGCACGGACCAGAUCUUCGAGACAGACAGUAUCAAGAGCUUCAUCCGCGAACUGAACCUGUACGGGUUCAGGAAAAUCUGCCCUUCGAGUCACUCUGCAGGGAAGAAGCUCAUGAUCUAUCGAAACUCCAAUUUUCAGAGAGACAAGCCUCUCCUUCUGCAGAACAUCCAGAGGAAAGGCAACCCCAGAACAACUUCUCAGCCUGCCACCGGCACAACGGCAACCCCAAAGAGAAAGAAGCGAGUGGUGACAAGCAGACACUCUCCUCAAUUCCACCACAACGAGUUUACCCAAGAGGCUGGCAACAAAAUCCAGAAGGGGAUGCCAACUGCUCACAGAACCCCAAGCCAGUGCUCAUUUGUGUUCUCUGACCUAUGGUCUGUGGGCAAUGUAGCCAGGUGGGCUGGGCGAAACCAUCUCCCCAAUGAUCAGGGCAGCCCCAGUGGAGAGGGCACAUCCAGCAAUGCCAUAUCUGUGCCCUCGGCUACUGCUGAAAGGGAAAGCCCAGGGAAACUGCCCGAGAGCCCCCCGGUGUACCCAGAUCAUGAAUCGUUGAUGACUUUGUACAACACCUGUUACUCCAUCCUGAUGGCGGGCCUUUUAGUCAUGACCCCAGAAGAGGCCCUUGAGGCAGAGGAGGAGCAGGGAGAGUCCUCAGAUUAUAAGUGUGCCCUCUGUGAGCAGUUCAAGAACAAGCCUAAUCCCUGA